This is a messenger RNA of Pocillopora verrucosa, 2261 nucleotides long. NCBI's taxonomy places the organism in Eukaryota, Metazoa, Cnidaria, Anthozoa, Scleractinia, Pocilloporidae. The record is from RefSeq and is a predicted model, not a curated record.
AUGAGCGAGGAGGAGUGCACUCCUCCUAAAUGUCCUCGACAGGAUGAUUCAUCAUACGUGGAUAUUAUCGAAAGGCAUCUGGAAAUUCAGGCGAGGUCCUUAGCAGAGAUUGAGAGGGUCGCGGCCCGUAUAAAUGGAUUGAAUGUUUUCGAAAGGCUUGAGGAAAGGAAGGCUAAAGCUUUAGUAGGGAGUUAUACUGAACAAAUAAUUAGUCAGAUGCCAUGCAAUGGAAGAUAUUCCUCCAGCAAUCCAGUCAGAGUUACCAUCCUGGCAAAAAAAUGGGGAUGGUGGUGGGAUUCUUGGAGAUUCAACUCAGUCCUUGCAAAAGAGUUGUCCAAACAACUGGCAAAAUUCCCUCAUGUGAAAGUCUCUUUCUUAGUCCCUGAAGGUUUAUGUAAUAGAAUUGACAAGAAAGAUGCCAAAAGUCACAAUGUUACCAUUGUUGAAGCAAAAAAGCAACCUGGAUUCCAAGAAUCCCUGUUCUUCCCACCAAAAGAUCUCACUACAGACAUUGUAAUCGGUGCAGGUGAAGGACUUUCCAAAAUGGCGCAAAUAUUUAAGGAAUAUAAUCACUGCAAAAGCAUUUUUGUUGGUUGGGAUUCUUUUGAAGAAAGCCUCUGUAGAAAGAGCAAAUUAAGAAAUGCUCUUGUUAAGGUUGAUAGUGAAAUAUUGGAAAGAGAAAGCAAUCUUCAACCUUUAAUGGAAACGGCUGAUUGUGUAGUUGCAAAAGGACCAAAGAUGGCAGAAGAACUUUCCAGAUCCCUCUCUUAUCGGAAGAAAAGAGUUUUUAAGUUCACUCCAGGUAUACUCAGUGAAUUUACUGAUAUCACACAAACCACUGAUGAUAGGGAGAAGUUUCAUAUCCUGAUUGCAGGACAUGACAACCCCAGUCAUUUUGAAAAAGAGGGACUUAAAGUUGUUGCUGAAGCAGUUGCUGGGUUGAAGGAGGGAUCCUAUAAGAUUAUUUUUGUUGGUGCUGCUGAGGGAAAAGAAAACUUUGAGAAAUUUGUUGAGGAAUUUCAUAAAUGUGGUGUUCCCAAACAUCAGCUGAUCAUUCGAAGCCCUCCAAGAGAUGAAGAAGAGUUGAAAAGGUGGCUCUGUGAAGCAGAUCUUGCCAUCAUGCCCUCAGGUGAACAAGAAUUUGGAAUGUUUGGUCUUGCAGCCUUGUCAUCUGGUCUCCCUAUCCUGGUUCAUAGUGCAUCAGGACUUGGUGAAGCCUUGACAGAUGUCCUUGAGGGUUCGUCGUUCAUUGUGGAGUCAGAGGAUGUCAGUAAGUGGUCCAAGGCAAUCAAGAAGGUCAGGGACAAGGGGAGGACACUACGGCUUAAGGAGGCUGAUUCACUGAGGAAAUAUUACAAUGAGGUGUACAGUUGGGAGAAACAGUGUGGAGCUCUUGUUGAGGAGAUGCUGAAGAUGGCUUCUGCUCAACAAGGCAAGACUCAGUAACAUGGAAUCAGAGUGAAUGCAUUGCUUAGCUGAACAAGACCAAACACACUUAUCCAGCAUGAGAGGGUGUGAAAUGAACAAUUAUGUAUUCCUUUGCUAUCUUAAAGUGUUUGCAUGAAACUUAAGGAUAUAGAUAUAGUACCUGUGGUUUAAAUGAGUACUAUAGGAAGCUCUAAGCACAUGUACUUUGGGUUGAUAAACAGUGUCCAUUGUCAACACCCAGAGAGGUGUGCUCUUUUACUGAACUUCAUUAAGGUUUUUGCAAUUGAUAUAACAGAAGCCUAUAGAUGGAGGCUUUUACAUGUACAGUAUAUUCACUUCAGAAAAAGUUGGCAGAUUCUAGUUUAUUGUUCAAUGUUUUAUCUAUCCUUAUAAAAGUAGGCUGCAGUAUUCCAGGUGGGACAGUAUGUAGGUCUUGUAUAGCAACAGUUCAACACAACAGCUAGGCACAAGCUUUUUUGAAAAUAUCUGAGGACUCCAAUUUUGGCUUUGUCAAUUAUGAUAACCAGAGUUAACACUCAGAUAGGUGAGCAAAAGACACUUUUACUAAACUUUGUUUGUAAUGUAUGUGCACUCAAUUAUCAUCUUAAAAUAAGCUUGGAAGCUGGGGCUCUCAUAGUUAUUUCAGGACAAGUGAGUUUCCUUCUCUGGCUUGACUAUCAUAACUUGUUGCUUGUAUGGGCCAAAGGCAGACUAAUUCAAGAAUAGAUACAUAAUUUCAGAUAAUGAGCUGAUAACUUCCUGUCGUGUAGACUCCCUGAUUUACACAAGGAGGGCUAUGGUAGUAAUCAUCUCCCUCUCUACCACCUUGGGAA